CAUGUCCAAAAGGUCCAAGUACUUUGGAACCCCUGAAAAUGGAGGCACUCUGCACAAAAUGGCGAAAAUUCCUAAAUGGUAAUUGCUAUUUGUGAAACCCAUUGAAUUAAAGAUGAAAGUAUACACUUUAAUCAUAUUACACAUUUUAUCUCAAAUCCAUUGUGGCGGUGUGGUGCUGAUGUACGUGGCGCAGUUGCAUGCUGUUAUUUUUCAGUUUUGCACAGUAUCAAUGGUUUUUAUAUUUGUGACUUUAUAGCGGUGGUACUAACUCAUUCCUUGCUGUGGACGUUUAUAUUUGUCAACCGGAAUCCAACCGUUUGAAGCCACCAAAGAAAAUAUUCGGCAUGUGUGUGUUUUUCAGCGAGCACAGGUUUUGUGUUGAAGAUAAAGAUUAGGGGGUGAAUCUCGGCUUGUCAGGUCGAUUAUGAGGGAGAGAUGCCAAUACAGUUUCGGUUUGGACAAGUUAAGGCACUUGACUUAUAGAUAAGAAAGUAUGUGUCAUGGUAGUUCGUAGAAAGUGUGUGUCACGAUUGUAAGAAAAGAUGAUGCAGUUCAGGAAGUGAAUAGCGUACACCAUGUAAAGAAGCCAGAUGUUCAACUCGAGCCAAGCAUAGUCAGCGCUGCUCACAGUUGAAUUUCUGUAAAUAAAUUAUUUUGCCAUCAAAAGCCCUUUUUCAGUCUUAUUUUAUUGUCCGAGGUGUCACAAAAUCAAAAACUACUCAUCAAAGUCACUGUUCUGCUUGACAUAAAUAUUUUGACAAAAAGCUUGUUUACUCCAUUUUUGGGUCAGAAAACAGUGUUUAUUGUAACAGAACACAAUAUUUUUGAUAGAUCAGCCAAAAUGCUGUAAAACGCCUGGCAAGAUGGGGAACUCUGCUUUGAAAAUGGCUGGCAGUGAAUGAGUUAAGAGCUUUAAUCUCCACAAUGUCAACCAGUGAGAGCGCUGAUCUGAGCAGCUGGACGGAGGCCACGCCCACAAACAUGACCUGUGUGGAGAAGGAUUUGUCGGUGACCGCUUCGGUUGUCUCCAUGACCGUCGGUAUCCUGUCCAACAGCCUGGCCUUCUUCAUCCUGCUCAAAUCCUCCAAACGCAUGCCACCGAAAUCCAAGGCGCCCUUCUCCGUGUUCGCCACCAGCCUGGUGGUCACGGACCUGCUGGGCCACCUGGUCAAUGGCUCCGUGGUGCUUUACGUCUACAGCUUGCGCAAGCAUUGGGAAACGUUCGACCCCCACGGGAGAGUGUGCAACCUCUUUGGCGCGACCUUGGUCUUCUUCGGUCUGAGCCCCCUGUUCCUGGGGAGCACCAUGGCGAUAGAGCGCUGCAUCGGGGUCACCAAGCCCUUUUACCACUCCACUGGGUUAGCCUUCCGCCACACGAAUAAGCUGCUGUCUGUCAUCUGGCUCCUGGCCGCCCUGGUGGCUGCGCUGCCGGUGGUGCUUAGGAGGUCCUACAGGUUGCAGAGCUCCAGGAGCUGGUGCUUUUACAAUUUGGACGAGCCCGAUGACAGGCUGGAUGUGUUCCUGCCUCUGCUCUUCGCCUUGUUGGGCUUGCUGGCCCUGCUCUUCUCUAUCAUUUGCAAUACCGUGACCAGCUGCUUUCUGCUGUUGUCCACUAUUCACCGCAAGCAUCACAGCAGAGGAACAUCUUACCACAUUGAGAUGAUCUGUCAGUUGAUGGCCAUCAUGCUGGUUUCCUGUGUUUGCUGGGGGCCUUUACUGACCCGCGUCAUCCUUCUCACCUCCAAAGACGAUGAUGACCCAGCAUCUGACAAACUUCUGUUUCUGGUGCGCAUAGCCACGUGGAACCAGAUCCUGGACCCUUGGGUCUACAUCCUGCUGAGGAAGGCCGUUCUGAAGAAACUCUAUCACAUGUUGCAACGAUGCUUCAGGUCCAAGUCCAGGGAGCCUGUGCGCUGGAAGCGCAGCUUCCUGCGAAGCUCUGGAUCCAGCCACUCCAAGUUCGGCCCACCAGCGUGCCUCUUUGACGGCUUAGUAGUGCAAAACACUCGCAUCAGUUUGUCUGACGACUCUAAGACCGAAUUGUUUCACGUGGUGCUAUCUGUGUGGAAGAAAGGCUGAAAAAAGUGGGGAGAGGCAAUGAAGGUUGACGGGGGAUUAUUGUCAAGGUGAAAACAGCAUUCAACAGAAUUUGUCCGUUAGUAUGUGAUUUAAAUGGAGUAACUUGUGCUAAUUCAUGUUUGUUACAGUUGUGUGACGUGUGUAGUUUCUCGUUUUCACUAUUAAAUGUGUGGUUGUCCUUUUGAAUGCAAAUUAGAGACAAGCAGGACCUGUCUGUGGAUUAGUAGGUUCAUAUUACACUACUGUAAUACAUCAUAUAUAUUAUUAUAUAUAUAGUAUGUCAUCCGUUGUCUUAAUGUGCUUAAGCGGCUAUCGUCAUCACUAUUGAGUCACCUGUACAAGAUCAAAUGUGUUGCUAUACAGUGGAUUGUAGUCAAUAAAAAAAUAAAUAUUAAAAUAUGUGAUGGUCGAGUCGACACUCAUAACAAUUACAGCUGAUAUGUCAUUAAAGUGUGGAUGGCAAAAACACCUAACACUUUUUUACUGUUAAAUGACUAAUACAAUAAUUGCAUCUAUAAAAUGGCAAAACAUUAGUGAGGGCGAACAGUUUAUGUUGACAUAUUUAAACUUAUUGAGCACAAACAACUUUAGCUGAAACAAAGUGCUGUACAUAAAUAAAAAAAUUUAUAUUUAGAUUUUUUAAUGUGAAUGCUGUCACUUGGAUCAAUAAAGGUUGGGAAAACACUGUCCUAAAGUAAUUCAUUUAUUUCACUUGUUCAAUUCAAAUUCAAGUCAUACAAUAUAUUCUACAGAUUCCUUGAACACAUGGGUGGAUACUUUUCAGAAGGCCAAUUUGUAUGUAAUUUAAAUGUUUAAAUAAUAAUUGUUUCUUACGUAAUAUUCUAAUUUCUUCAGCUGGUGAAUUUGGGAGGGGUUUGGUUAGCUGGAGAUCAGUGAUUCUCAGUGAGUGGUACGUGGGCUCCCUCUAGUGGUACACAAAAUAACCAUUGAAUUAAAUGCUCAAAGUGCAUAAUUACAGUCACUUCA
Messenger RNA from Phyllopteryx taeniolatus (common seadragon), 3066 nucleotides. RefSeq names its product prostaglandin F receptor (FP) (gene ptgfr). The coding region runs from base 925 to 2079 and encodes 384 amino acids. Gene Ontology annotation, biological process: adenylate cyclase-activating G protein-coupled receptor signaling pathway; inflammatory response; positive regulation of cytosolic calcium ion concentration. Gene Ontology annotation, molecular function: prostaglandin F receptor activity; thromboxane receptor activity. NCBI's taxonomy places the organism in Eukaryota, Metazoa, Chordata, Actinopteri, Syngnathiformes, Syngnathidae. Gene Ontology annotation, cellular component: plasma membrane. The transcript is spliced from 3 exons. The record is from RefSeq and is a predicted model, not a curated record.